AUGGCAGAGAAGCUAGGCAUUGCUGGAGCCUUGCAGCGCCCUACUACUUCAAUCAUCUUUGGAGAUGCAACUACUAAGUCUCCUCUUGGAGUGUUCAAGAAUUAUCACUUGAAAAUUGGAGAAUGCAUCAUCCAAACUGAUCUCACUGUGAUGGAAAUGGAAGAAGAGAAGGAUUUGCCUUGCUAUUGGGAACCCCUUUCCUUACCUAGAGGUUCACACUUUUGUGCCACAAUUGACAGUACCAAUCUCAGUUCUAAGAGUCAUGGAGCUACAAAGGUUGUGAAGGAAAGGGUUGACAAGGAACCAAGAGUUGGGAAGGAUAAGGAUGAGAGAGGACCAAGGAUUGAGAAGCCACGUCUUGAGAGGGCUAGAGUUGAGAAACCACGAUCUGAUAGGCCAAGAGCUGAGCGACUUGUUCAAGCCCCUUGUGUGCUUGAUGAAGAGAGCCUUCAAGCUUUGUUUGAUGAGCCACUAGGAAGGGCUCUACAAGAAGGGGAGGAUGCAGCCUCUAAGGCAAGACCAGGAGAUAAAAGAAAGGAUCCACCAGCUCAGGCCCCUUCAGUCAAGCCAUCUCAGCUCACAAUGACUUUGUUCCCCACCAAGUUUGAAAAUGGGAAGAUUGAGUACAAGAUAAGGUACAAGGGGAGAUCAAGGCCAUUCUCUAGAGCCAAGGCCAUAGUGACUUCAGAACAGUCCAGGGACCCAACCAAGCUAAAGGAGCUUCUGUCUCAAGUCCUCACUAUCACCCUUGAUGGUGGGACUAGCUCAACCAAUGCCUAA
Molecule: messenger RNA, 780 nt
Organism: Microthlaspi erraticum
Lineage: Eukaryota; Viridiplantae; Streptophyta; Magnoliopsida; Brassicales; Brassicaceae
Source: the annotation of a GenBank genome assembly